AUCCUUGUUGGGCAUCUAUAAACAGGGGGAUUCUGAUCUGUGACGAAUGCUGUAGUGUUCAUCGAAGUUUGGGGCGUCAUAUCUCUCAAGUGAGACAUCUCAAGCAUACGCCAUGGCCUCCCACACUGCUGCAGAUGGUUGAAACACUGUACAAUAAUGGUGCUAACUCCAUAUGGGAACAUUCGUUGCUGGACCCUGCCUCUGUUAUGAGUGGAAGACGCAAAGCUAGCCCACAGGAUAAAGUGCAUCCCAAUAAAGCAGAAUUCAUUAGAGCUAAAUAUCAAAUGUUAGCAUUUGUUCAUCGCUUGCCAUGCCGAGAAGAUGACAGCGUUACUGCCAAAGAUCUUAGUAAGCAACUCCAUUCCAGCGUAAGGACCGGGAAUCUGGAAACGUGUUUGCGAUUACUCUCCUUAGGAGCUCAAGCCAACUUCUUUCAUCCUGAGAAAGGAAACACCCCGCUCCAUGUUGCUGCUAAGGCAGGACAGACUUUACAAGCAGAAUUAUUAGCGGUUUAUGGUGCUGAUCCUGGCACGCAAGAUUCCAAUGGAAAAACUCCAAUUGACUAUGCAAGACAAGGUGGGCAUCAUGAACUGGCAGAACGCCUGGUGGAAAUUCAGUAUGAACUCACAGACAGGUUAGCUUUCUAUCUCUGUGGCAGGAAACCAGAGCAUAAGAAUGGGCAGCACUUUGUUAUACCUCAGAUGGCGGACAGCAGUCUAGAUUUAUCAGAACUUGCAAAAGCAGCUAAGAAGAAGCUUCAGUCCCUAAGCAACCACUUAUUUGAAGAACUUGCCAUGGAUGUGUAUGAUGAAGUUGACAGGAGGGAAACAGAUGCAGUUUGGCUGGCUACUCAGAAUCAUAGUACACUUGUGACAGAGACCACAGUGGUCCCUUUUCUUCCCGUAAAUCCUGAAUAUUCCUCUACCAGGAAUCAGGGAAGACAGAAACUGGCUCGAUUUAAUGCCCAUGAAUUUGCUACGCUAGUUAUAGAUAUUCUAAGUGAUGCCAAACGAAGACAACAGGGAAAUCCUAUCACUGGUUCAAAAGAAAAUGUGGAACUGAUACUCAAAUCAAUCAGCAAUCAACAUAGUAGUGAAAGUCAGGAUAAUGACCAGCCUGAUUAUGACAGCGUUGCUUCAGAUGAAGAUACAGAUCUGGAAACAAAUGCAGCUAAAUCAAACAGACAGAAGAGUCUGGAUUCAGACUUGUCAGAUGGACCAGUGACAGCCCAAGAAUAUAUGCAAGUUAAAAAUGCAUUGGUGGCUUCUGAGGUAAAGAUUCAGCAGUUAAUGAAAGUGAACAUCAACUUGAGCGAUGAGCUGAGAAUCAUGCAGAAAAAGCUUCAAACGCUACAGAGUGAAAAUACCAACCUCAGAAGACAGGCCACAACCAAUAUAUAUCAGGUCCAAAGUGGUUCUGAGUACACAGACCCUACCAACAAUUCUUCUUUAAAGCGGCGACCAUCUGCACGGGGUAGCAGACCCAUGUCCAUGUAUGAGACUGGAUCAGGUCAGAAACCCUACCUCCCCAUGGGAGAGGUCACAUACCCAGAAGAAAGCAUAACAAGACUGCAGCCUUUCCCUCCACAUAUCGGGAGGAGUGCGUUUGUGACCUCCUCUUCAUCUCUACCUUCCUUCCCCUCCACGCUUUCCUGGUCAAGGGAUGAAAGCACACGAAGGACUUCAAAGCUGGAGAAGCAGAGCAGCGUGUCUGAGAGUGACUACGAUAACCCCACCGCCCCCCUAGAGCUGGAGGAGACGGGGUCGGGCAGGAAGGGCCGGCAGAGGAGCGUCAUUUGGCAGGGGGAGGGAUCCAUCCCGGAAGACGCUGACACAGCUCCCAGCUCCAGUUUGCCCAGUACAGAAGAUGUGAUUCGGAAAACUGAGCAGAUCACUAAGAACAUUCAGGAGCUGCUGCGAGCAGCGCAAGAGAACAAGCAUGACAGCUAUAUACCAUGCUCCGAGAGAAUACAUGUGGCAGUAACGGAAAUGGCAGCUUUGUUCCCAAAAAAACCCAGAUCUGAACUGGUAAGGACUUCUUUGCGUCUGCUGACAUCUAGUGCCUACAGACUCCAGUCCGAGUGCAAAAAAACCCUUCCCGUGGAGACAUGCCCUACGACAGACAUCCAGCUGGUCACGCAGCAAGUUAUCCAGUGCGCCUACGACAUCGCCAAGGCUGCUAAACAGCUGGUUACCAUCACAACCAAAGAGAACAACAACUGAGUCACACUUGGCUUUUUAGGCUUGUUUUUUAAAGGUUGGAUUUCAAAUAUAGGUGUGGAACUAUUCAAAUUUUUAUGAGAAAAACUAAAGGGGCAAGAAACUUUUUUUUUAAAACUCAGUAUUAUUUUUGCAUGUUUUCUAACAAUUUUAUGAUUAAUUUAACCCACUGCCUUAUUUUGUGCCUGUGUUGCCAGUUUAGUUACAGAUAAUAGCAUGUUGCAAAUAGCUGUUGAGCCAAUAUCACGUACCAGCGUUAUAUCAAGCUCUUGCUAGAUGUUUCCUUGGGGCCACGUUCUGCUUUCAGAUACUGCUUGCAAACCUCCCGCUGACAUCAGCUGCUCCUAUCGGAGGGCAGAAUCUGGCCUCUGCUCCGUCCAUCCCGGAGCCGUGUGUGCCGUGAUGUCGCUGACUGAGAAACCUGCAGCGACACAGGGCUCUGACGGCUCCAGGACCAUAACUGCCACCCAGCAGGAAGAAGGCUGUAGUCCUGAUAACGGAGUACAAGCCGAAUAUUAUCUGUUCCCAUAUUGACUGUUGUGCAAUAAUAUGUUUUUAGUCUGCUAAAACAAUAGUAGUUGUGGGCAUCCGAGCUUAUUACAUGUAACUAUACAAGGUCUUUGUCACUUUAUCUGUUUUGGAAGGAAUUUGAAAUGUAAUAGUUAUUUCUUUUAGUUGUCACUAUGCCAUUAAUAUAUAUGUUUGAUGUUAUUUUAGGGCAUUAGUGGUUAAAAUAUUAUCCUUUGUUUCCGAUUUAAUAAUUCAUUCUUAAGUUUUCUACAGAAUUUUACUGUCAUCUCCAAGGCACUAUCUUGUUUGCAGCAGCAUUG
Balearica regulorum gibbericeps (East African grey crowned-crane) is the source of this 3049-nucleotide messenger RNA. The record is from RefSeq and is a predicted model, not a curated record. Lineage: Eukaryota; Metazoa; Chordata; Aves; Gruiformes; Gruidae.